CGGCUGGGGGCUCCAUCCCACGCAGAGGACGGGCCCUCUGUAGUCCCUUACCCCUUCCCAACUGGCUGAAGCCUCCAGGGGCUACCAGAGCAGGUGGGGGCCAGGGGACCGCGCCUGCCCUCCCAGGAUGGACUCCGUCGGGGACACACUGCAGAGGCUGCGGGAGACCUUCAGCGCGGGGCGCACGCGGCCGGCUGAGUUCCGGGCCACCCAGCUCGAGGGCCUGGGCCGUUUCCUGCGGGACAACAAGCAGCUUCUGCAGGAGGCUCUGGCGCGGGACCUGCGCAAGCCGGACUUUGAGUCGGAGGUGUCCGAGUUCAGCAUGGCCCAGCACGAGAUUCACCUGGCCCUCAGGAACCUGCGGGCCUGGAUGAAGGAUGAGAAGGUGCCCAGGAGCCUGGGCACACAGCUGGACAGGGCCUUCAUCCGGAAGGAGCCCUUCGGCCUAGUGCUCAUCAUCGUCCCCUGGAACUACCCCCUGAACCUGACCCUGGUGCCCCUGGUGGGCGCCCUCGCUGCAGGGAACUGUGUGGUGCUGAAGCCGUCGGAGAUCAGCAAGAACAUGGAGCAGGUCCUGGCUGAGGUGCUGCCCCGAUACCUGGACCAGAGCUGCUUUGCGAUGGUGCUGGGCGGGCCCGAGGAGACGGGGCAGCUGCUGGAGCACAGGUUCGACUAUAUCUUCUUCACAGGGAGCCCUCGAGUGGGCAGGAUAGUCAUGACUGCGGCCGCCAAGCACCUGACGCCCGUCACACUGGAGCUGGGGGGCAAGAACCCCUGCUACGUGGAUGACAACUGCGACCCCGAGACCGUGGCCAACCGCGUGGCCUUUUUCCGCUACUUCAACACGGGCCAGACCUGCGUGGCCCCCGACUACGUGCUGUGCAGCCCCGAGAUGCAGGAGCGGCUGCUGCCCGCCCUGCAGAGCACCAUAGCCCGCUUCUUCGGCGAAGACCCCCGGAGCUCCCCGAACCUGGGCCGCAUCAUCAAUGACAAGCAUUUCCAGCGGCUCCAGGGCCUGCUGGGCUGCGGCCGCGUGGCCAUUGGGGGCCAGAGCGACCAGAGCGAUCGCUACAUCGCACCCACGGUGCUGGUGGACGUGCAGGAGACGGAGCCGGUGAUGCAGGAGGAGAUCUUCGGGCCCAUCCUGCCCAUCGUGAACGUGAGGAGCCUGGACGAGGCCAUCGACUUCAUCAACCGUCGGGAGAAGCCCCUGGCGUUGUACGCCUUCUCCAAGAGCAGUGAGGUGGUGAAGCAGGUGCUGGCCCGGACCAGCAGUGGGGGCUUCUGCGGGAACGAUGGCUUCAUGCACGUGUCCCUCGCCAGCCUGCCCUUCGGAGGAGUGGGUGCCAGCGGGAUGGGAAGAUACCACGGCAAGUUCUCCUUCGACACCUUCUCCCACCACCGCGGCUGCCUCCUGCGCAGCCAGGGAAUGGAGAAGAUUUACUCCAUCCGCUACCCGCCCUACACGCCGCGCAACCUGAGGAUGCUGCUGGUGGCCAUGGAGACCCGCAGCUGCAGCUGCACCCUGCUGUGAGCCCACCUGGGGCGCCAGGGCACCAAGCAUCGCUCCCGGCUCACAUCUGAGUCCUCUGCUGCUGCGCCCACCUGUGGCUGGUGGAGAUGUGGCCUGGGGUCCAGGGCACAAGGAGGAAGGCCCAGCCAAGGCCACAGCCCAGAUCUGUGCUUGCCCUCCUCCCUCCUGGGGCUUUCCCCUUCCGCCUCUGGCCCUCAGCCUCCUCCCUCAGCCGCCCCUCUGGGGUGGGGGAGCUGGGAGACAGCGCAGUAAGCUGCCCUCCCACCCCCACGCUGGCCACCAGUGUCCUGGGAGAGAAGGGGAGACGUGGGCACCUCUGAGUCACCCCCUUCCUGUGGAGGCUGCAGCAGAAGGGGCCCUGGCAUCUGGUCCAGGCCACACUGUGGACCCCCUGGGACCUGGGCCUUUGUGUGAGUAAACUUGGGAGCUAAAUAAAUACGAGCUGCUGACCCUGA
Equus caballus (horse) is the source of this 1989-nucleotide messenger RNA. It is a transcript of the gene ALDH3B1, whose product is annotated as aldehyde dehydrogenase 3 family member B1. The record is from RefSeq and is a predicted model, not a curated record. Gene Ontology annotation, biological process: aldehyde metabolic process. Lineage: Eukaryota; Metazoa; Chordata; Mammalia; Perissodactyla; Equidae. Gene Ontology annotation, cellular component: cytoplasm. Gene Ontology annotation, molecular function: 3-chloroallyl aldehyde dehydrogenase activity; aldehyde dehydrogenase (NAD+) activity.